AUGUCUUCUCCCACAAAACGUUCGAUUCAAUUACAAACAAAUCUUUGCAAUGCAUCAGGAUGUCAUCUACCAAGUGAAGUCAUCUGUCGUCAUUGUCAUGAACACUAUUGUUACAUGUGCUUCAUGUGCCAUCGAAAAUCCCUCUUAGAUGAUAUGCAAACCAUCUCGGAACAAAUGUCUUUGAACCGUCGACAAGGUAUUCUAGAGGUUGUUUCAUUCAUCAAUAAACAAGCCAAAGAUGCACAUGACCAAGCGAAAAAACUGAUCGACGAUGUUAUCGAUCGCAUCUUGAAAGCCAGUCAAAACAUCAAUACAUACAUUGAAAAUCGUCGAUUAGCUAAACUCAGCCGUUUAGAAGAAUGUUUAGCCAAGUUUGAUAAAGAUGCCGAAAUGCUCAAUUCCAAAUUAAGUCGACAAAUCUUCUUACCAGCUAGUCAAACGUUAGAAUUGCGUCGCAAAUAUGCUUAUAACAUGUUCGAUAGAUCCCCAUUAACAACAACAACAAAAUCGAAAUGUGAUGAUCAUCAACAUAAAAAUGAAGAGUUCUUCAAAGAUUAUCGCUACUAUGAUGAAUUAAUAAAUCUCCGACAAAAAUGGACUUUCCUACAAGGAGCUUUAACAACUGUCUAUUUUCCUGGAAGAAAAGAUUUUUCAUUAGAUAAAAUUAUUACAUUUCUCGAAUACCGUCACGAUCGCGUCUUGGAAAACUAUCGCGAACAUUUAAUAACGAAUGAGGAACAUCAAAGUGAAAUUCCAUCGAAAUCAAUCGAAGAAUUGCUAAACGAAUUAAGUUUUCUCUCACAACAAGCAACACUGCCCGAAGAAAGCCUUACUACCGAUUCAACCAAAUCUGAUAGCGGCCAUGGUGAUGAUGAUGAGACCGAUUCGAACUCAAGUCAUGAAUGGCAAAUUGAAGAUGGCAACGAUUCUUUGAAAUGUCUCGAAACUUUACUUAUCGAUGAUUUUCAAACCGUUCUUCUUGAACAACAAUCGCAAACACAACCAUGUUAA
Adineta ricciae is the source of this 1011-nucleotide messenger RNA. Lineage: Eukaryota; Metazoa; Rotifera; Eurotatoria; Adinetida; Adinetidae. The record is from the annotation of a GenBank genome assembly.